Molecule: messenger RNA, 1331 nt
Organism: Scheffersomyces stipitis CBS 6054
Lineage: Eukaryota; Fungi; Ascomycota; Pichiomycetes; Serinales; Debaryomycetaceae
Gene: MET28
Product: Met28p
Exons: 1
Coding region: 148-750 (200 amino acids)
Biological process (GO): regulation of transcription by RNA polymerase II
Cellular component (GO): nucleus; Cbf1-Met4-Met28 complex
Molecular function (GO): RNA polymerase II transcription regulatory region sequence-specific DNA binding; DNA-binding transcription activator activity, RNA polymerase II-specific
Source: RefSeq, a predicted model, not a curated record
CGAAGAAUUGUUAGAAACGCUUGGAUCUCCAACCACGAAUCGUUUUCCAUCACAUUCGGUUCAUUGAUAUCUUAGCUGAUAUUCAGAUUCUAUUCCAUAAAACUCGCUGAAAGUGCGAAAUUUUUCACUCUUCACAUCGCAGACAAAAUGAACUUACACCCUACCGACUACUUAAACAACUUGAACCUCGACUUCGACUCGGUGGUGUCACCUAACUUGAGCGAAUACAAUUCACAGCAGCUCCAGAACGAGUUGGACAUUUUUUCCCAAUCUGACUUUUUUGAUUUGGAUGUCCUUUCGGCCGACAAUGUGGUUCCAAUCAAGCAGAAGGUCCAAUUUCAAGAACAGCAACAGCAACAGCAACAGCAACCAUCAGUCGUUGUCAAGACGGAGGAUGAUAUCGCUUUGUCGUUCUUGAAUUUGCCAUCCGAAGGCAAUGGUGCUUUCCCAGAGGAAAAGCUUGUUGCACAGGGUGCUGCUUCGGAAGACAAGAGAAAGAGAAACACCGCCGCUUCUGCCAGAUUUAGAAUCAAGAAGAAGUUGAAGGAACAGGAGAUGGAACAAAAGUCCAAGGAAUUGCAAGACAGAUUGUUGGCCUUGGAGAAGAAGUUGAAGACCUUGGAGAUGGAAAACAAGUGUCUUAAGAACUUGAUAUUAGAACAAAACGAAAAGAAGAACACAGACUUAUUGGAGUCUAUCAAGAAGAGAAGCAUAUUAGACUCCAAGCCUGUGUUCCAGUUCACUAGCUGAUACACUCUGAAAAGACAACCAUUUUAGAGUGAGUCGAUAGUUCCUAAGCAGAGCCAGCACUUCAUUGUGUAUGGAUUUGCUUUCUUGGGAGCUUACCGAUCUUACAGGAUUCGAUUAAAAUCCAACUUUUAACGACCUUAACGAUUUAAUGAUCAUGUAACGAAUUCAAGAUCCAACUCUUUGAAUUUUUUGAUAAAGUCGCUCUACAUUGACUUGUGGGCGGCAACCUUAUACUCUUUUUAUUCUUGCCAGUAGCAUUUGCUGCAGCACAAAAAACUAUUACUGUUAAUCACCAACCUGGACUCAUCUACAUAAAAAUCAUAAAAGAGAGUGUCUAGCGACUCAACCAGUUUUCUUUUUCAAUUCUUUCAACAGGAAUCAGAACCAUAUACCAUUAAGCAUACUUCUUCAAGCAGCUCGAGAAAGACAACUGAAGCGUAUGAAUGAAUCUUCGGUAGUCCUUUUUCCAACAGACUAGGACCAUUGAAGUUUCACUAACAUUAACCAGUCCAGCACCAUAAUAAUCCUGUUUUUUUUACACCAAUAUUGUAUAUAUAUAAGGAAUAAAAAUUCAACUAGUU